Molecule: messenger RNA, 453 nt
Organism: Micromonas commoda
Lineage: Eukaryota; Viridiplantae; Chlorophyta; Mamiellophyceae; Mamiellales; Mamiellaceae
Exons: 2
Coding region: 1-453 (150 amino acids)
Source: RefSeq, a predicted model, not a curated record
AUGGUGAGUGCACGUUCGAGUCUUCCGCCCGAUAUCGCUCACGCGCGCCUCUUCCCGCCCCUUGGCCUCCUUCUCCGCGAGAUCCGAUGCGACGAGACGGUGAUUGACUUGCUGACACGCGUCCCCGUGACCUUCCAUCAGGCUGACAACAGGCACACCAUCAUUCUGGUGCAGACGACGUCCAACAAGAAGUCCCGCACGUUCAUGGACUUCGAGAAGGUCAGCAUGGCCAUGGACGGCGUGUGCACGAUGUUCGAGAAGCGCCUGAAAGAGAUGUACCCCCACAUGAAGGACAUCACGUACGACAUCGCGGAUCUGUACAACUACGUCGACGCGCUCGCGGACCUGAGUGCCAUGGUGUACGAACCCAAGAUAAACGCGUACUUGCCGUACAACAAGGAGUGGGUGAAGAAGAAGGCCUUCGCGCACCUGAAGAGGCAGGCGGGACAGUGA